Molecule: messenger RNA, 1746 nt
Organism: Strongyloides ratti
Lineage: Eukaryota; Metazoa; Nematoda; Chromadorea; Rhabditida; Strongyloididae
Product: Acetylcholinesterase
Exons: 2
Coding region: 1-1746 (581 amino acids)
Biological process (GO): choline metabolic process; acetylcholine catabolic process
Cellular component (GO): plasma membrane
Molecular function (GO): acetylcholinesterase activity
Source: RefSeq, a predicted model, not a curated record
AUGAUUUUUUUACAGGUUUUUUUAUUUUUUCAAUUACAAUACUUUAUAAUAGGUAAAAUAUUAUAUUUAAGUAAUGAUUGCUUCAGAGGCCGCAAAGCGAUUGAUUAUCCUGAUGUUUAUGAAUUCUACGGUAUUCCAUACGCUUUACCUCCAUUAAAACAAUAUAGAUUUCUUCCACCAAAACCAACAUAUGACACUAGAGGUAUGUAUGGGGCUAGAUGCAUUGAUGCAAAUGUACGUGCAAAAACAUGUAUUUUUACUAGAACAGCUCAAAAUUUUUCUAAAAAUGAUAUUUGGUCAAUAUUUCAAUCAGAAAUGUCUGAAGAUUGUCUUCAAUUAAAUAUGUGGAUACCUAGAAAACCAGCAGGUCCUGUUUUAGUUCAUUUCGUUGGACCAAAUUAUGAAGCGGGAAAUUCUUAUAUGCCUUACUCUGAUGGAAGUAUAUUAGCUCAUAUGACAAAAACUAUUGUUAUUACUGUACAUUAUAGAGUUGGUGUAUUUGGAUUUGCUUUAAUGGGUAAAAAAUCAAAAGUACCUGGAAAUAUGGGACUUUUGGAUCAACAACUAGCAUUGAAAUAUAUUUAUAAGAACAUUGACGAAAUUGGUGGUGAUAGAAGAAAGAUUACUAUUUUUGGUCAUGGUACAGAUGGCGCAUCUGCAACAGCACAUCUUUUUUCGGAAGAAAGCAAGAGAUAUUUUUCAAAAGUUAUUGCUUUUUCAGGAACAAUAACACAUGAUUGGGCUUUAGAAAAAAAAAAAGCUAUUGUUUAUGAUAAUUUCAAUAGAUUAGCCGAAGCAGUAGGAUGUGACAGAUUUCUUGAAGACAAAGUACUAAAAUGUAUGCAAAAAAUAGAUGCUGAAAUAUUGUCUUUAGAAGCUGAUCAAAUUUAUAAUUUGGAGCAAUCAAUAUUAAAAUACCCAUUUUUACCAAUUGAUAAUGAUAGAAAGUUCUUUAAAUCUCCUAUUAAACGAAAAUUAAAAUUUGGUGACUUCAAGAGAAAUGUUUCCAUUGUAAUUGGAAAAUCAUCCGAUGAAGGCUCCUUAGGUAUGGUACAAUAUUUAAAUAAAAAAAAAUAUGGUUGUCAAUUAAAUUACAAAAAACCUGCAAAUAAUAAAUUAAAUCAAUGUAAAAUGAAUAAAAAACAAUACGAUGAAGUUUUUGAACUUGUUGCAAGAGAUGCAGACUUAAAAAGAAAAGCAGUUCCAGAUCUUCAAAAUAUUUAUAAACCAAAAAAACCUACUAAUGAUGAACGUAGAAAUACAGCUUUAAGAUUAAUAUCUGAUAUUGCUUAUGAUUGUGAUUAUAUUAAAUUUUCUGGAGAAGUUAGUGGUUUUCUUUAUGGAAAUGAAUAUUUCUUUAAUUUUAAAAAACGUUUAUCAAGAAGUAAAUGGCCAAAAUGGAUGGGAGUUGUUCGUGGUGAGGAAUUAUUGUACUUGUUUGGACAUUCAUAUAAAUUUCCUUUUGUAUAUGAUAGAAAGAAAUUGGAAGAUGAACAAAACUUUUCACGUCAAGCUAUGAAAACAUUAUUUAAAUUUUUAAAUACAGGUAAAUUAUAUAAAUCUUGGAAACCAUUUAAUCCUUGGGAACCAUAUGGUGUUGAUAUUGAUCGUUACAUGUAUCCAUAUGAGCACUUUGCAAGUGAAAAUGUUACUAAGUUAGAAUGUUUUAAAAUUGGUUCAUUGUUACAAAAAGAAAAAUCUCCUAUUAAUAGACGUUUUAUAUCUGACUAUUUAAAUCAAGGUUAA